AUGUUUUCUUCCGAUGAAGAAAUUUCGUUAGAGCCAACUGUCCGUUAUAGUUCAUCGUGGAAUCCGACAUCAUCAGGUAACUUCCGAGAAUAUUCAUCAAAUGAAGAUAUAAUGAUUCCAUCAACAUCAUCUCUUUCAAAUGAUUCUUGCAACACUGCCACUGCAUUUAACAAACAGUCACAAGCAUUUUCUCGAAUUCCGAGGAAAAAGUCAUCAUCAUUUGUUGAGGAAGCCGAGAAACUGCCAAAAGUCGUCCUUAAAAGUCCAAAAAAGUCGACGUCCAAAAAGGAAGAUAUGAUUGUCUAUCAAAGUAACAUCGACUGUAUUCGAAAGGGAGAAACCACCGACGGAAAUCAGUACCGCGCGUGUUUCUACAAAUUCAACGCCACCGUCAACGCGAAUCCAAACAAGUUCUGUGAUGCGACUGAAUCAUUCAUCGGAUGCAUUGGAGACUUCUUCACUCAGGAAUGUAAUCCAUAUGUCGGAUGGAUGCAGUGCGAGUUGGAGAGAAUCGGUUUCGCCUAUGAUUGCUAUGGAUUGAAAUGUUAA
Messenger RNA from Caenorhabditis briggsae, 549 nucleotides. Bases 1 to 549 code for a protein of 182 amino acids. The record is from RefSeq and is a predicted model, not a curated record. The transcript has 3 exons. NCBI's taxonomy places the organism in Eukaryota, Metazoa, Nematoda, Chromadorea, Rhabditida, Rhabditidae.